UGGCUAUUUUGUGUUUCCAUGACUCCAGUGAAGGUUUAGAUAUGGUGGCUCAUCGUUUCCAUUACUUGUAGUCUUCAGGUUUAAUUUACGUAGUUUAUUCCUCUGUAAAUUAUGAAUCGAUGUAAUUUGUUACUGCGUACUUACUGUUUUUUGAUGAGUUUAUCAUUUGCAUUGGGAAAUGUUGUUUUCCAGCCAUCCUUUAUUUUCACAACAGGACCAGUUGUUGAUGCAUUCCUGGUUGACUUGAACGGUGCAAUCAAAACCAACAUAACCCUCACUGUAACUUUGGUUUCAGCUAACGACACAGGAGUAGCAUCUUGUAACGGUAGUAAGACUGCUGGCAAAUGGCAUUUGAGUCAAAGUCAACAUGGGGACCUAAUAAAUUUGACAUUAAAUUUAACUAGAAACCUGCAGUUAUGUCCACAAGUGCAAACAGAAUCUGAAACAAAUCUGAUAGACUGCUGUGUUGAAGAACUCUGUGUUGAAGAAAGUAUUCUGGUUACUGCCUGCCAAAAUAACGAUGUGUCUGCAUCUCUUUUGAUCCAAGCAACAAUCUAUGCCAAUUCCACAUUUACUGGAAAUGUAUCUAAUAAUGCUACUGUCAUUCCUAACCAAGUGUACCAAACUCUUGGGUCUUGCCCUUGCAGUCUCACAUCUGGUGCCUGUGAUAUUCGCUGUUGCUGUGAUGAGGACUGUUCCAAAGAAGCAAAACAGCUUUUUAGUCAGCAGUGUUACAUGGGAAUUUUUGGCGGAAAUGUGACUCCAGCAUUUGACCAGCUGUGUUCUGUUCAGGCUGUAGAAAAUGAACCUGAUUGGUUUCCUUUCUUGUGUGUACACUCAUCACUUCAGAAUACACCAUAUUUAGGUCUGUUUUAUCAAGGCUCUACAAUUGAUCCUGACCCAGCUCCAUCUUUUCAGAGGACUGUUCAGAAUAUACAGCCACCACUAAAUGGUUAUCGACAAGGUGAUCCAAUUUUUACCACUCAACAUCAGUAUUUUACCAUCUCACAGAACUCUGUGAGUGGGCAGUGCUUGACCGAUGCUCCUGUUGCUUUCCUCCAGAACUUCAAUGCAAACUGUUUGACACGCUUAAGUGCACCUGACUUUUCCUCAGUGCAGCUUAAUAAUGGCUUUGGAGAAAACAUCUUAAUUACUGUGGUCAACCGCACAGAGGAUAAGAAUGAGUUUAUAAGUAUUCCAAGUCAAGCUGCAGAUCUCAGCUCUACACAGCCAUCUAUAUUUUCCAGCCUUCAAACCACUGUUUUAGGUACUUCCAGUGCUCCUCAAGCAAAUGAAUCGUGUAAGGACUUUUUCUUAGCAGCAGACUUUACUUUUUAUUGGCAAGCAAAUUCGAUAACUAAUGUAUCAGUGACUGUUACUUAUGGAAAUGUCUGCCCUUUAGAACAAGGCAGUCUAACACAAAGGUUCAGUGCCACUUUUAUAAGUGUAAUGACAAAUCCUAACCAGAUAAAUGAAACAAGAUCUGGAAAUCCAGGUUACCAGAAAAACAAACCAGUGAUAGCAAUUAAUGGUACUACAGUCAUGCGUACUACAUUAAAUUUAUGGCAGCCAGUUGGAAAGGCACUGUGCGAUUCUGUAAGUACCACACCAGUUUUGUUUGGAGUAGAUGCAACAUCAGGCUGUCUUUUCAAGCUGGGUGCUGGUGUUCUCAACUGCAGCGUGCUAAGAGAAACCAUAUCGAUGAGUUUUUCUUCACUGGUGAAUGUCACCCAUGUUGCCAAGAGAGGGAACUCUGAUUUAACAGAUCCUAGUGAAUGGGUGGAAGUCAUACAUAAUACCACCCAGAGUACAAGUAAUACAACAGAUCACAGUGGCUUGUGUUCUGUUCCUGCUAACCUAAAUAUCCACAUCAUCACUGCUGUCAUUGGUGCAGUAGAAGGGGUUCUUCAAGAAGCAAUACUUGGAGUAAAGAUUAGCUUCUCCACAGUCACUUGGCAGCUCCAGUGUGGGGGUGCAGCUGUAGCAGAAUGUCAAAAUGCAAGUUCUGUUCAAUUGUUCCCAGUGAGCACAUCUGUACAGUUUACACGGAUUCCAGCACAAAGUCCCCCUCCCAUCACCAGUUUCCAGAUGAAUUACACAGAAUAUGACUGCAACAGGAAUGAAGUCUGCUGGCCACAGCUCGCAUAUCCAUUGACAACGUAUUAUACUGGAGAAUCCUACUCCCAGUCCAUAGCAAAAGGUAUGAUACUGGUGUUCUUUUUCAUAACAGCAGCAAUCCUUGGUAGCCCAUGGAACAAAAUACGGCAAGCAUGGAAUAAUACAACAUUCUGACGACUUAUGUGCCAUUAAAAAAGGUUUAUAAAAUGUUACUAGUUUUUAAAGUUCCUGAACAACAUUUAGGUGUGAAAUCUGAUAUCAGAUAAUGCUGAUUUAUUUUCAUAAUGCUUUUUGUAAAUACAGAUACAUUUGCAUUUAUACAUUUUGUAAGUAAAUAAAAAUAUUUUCCAUUUA
This is a messenger RNA of Protopterus annectens (West African lungfish), 2472 nucleotides long. It is a transcript of the gene TCTN2, whose product is annotated as tectonic family member 2. Gene Ontology annotation, biological process: cilium assembly; protein localization to ciliary transition zone; smoothened signaling pathway. Gene Ontology annotation, cellular component: MKS complex. The coding region runs from base 112 to 2292 and encodes 726 amino acids. The record is from RefSeq and is a predicted model, not a curated record. The transcript has 18 exons. Lineage: Eukaryota; Metazoa; Chordata; Ceratodontiformes; Protopteridae.